This is a messenger RNA of Harmonia axyridis, 1550 nucleotides long. RefSeq names its product phospholipase B1, membrane-associated-like. Bases 230 to 1489 code for a protein of 419 amino acids. The record is from RefSeq and is a predicted model, not a curated record. The transcript has 7 exons. Gene Ontology annotation, molecular function: glycerophospholipase activity. NCBI's taxonomy places the organism in Eukaryota, Metazoa, Arthropoda, Insecta, Coleoptera, Coccinellidae. Gene Ontology annotation, biological process: phospholipid metabolic process.
AAGCUGAGCAUUUCACAGUUCAGAUUGUUAGUUCACCUAUUGGUUUCUUCGAUAUACCUUGAACUCGAUAGUGGUUGAUUCCGUUUGACUCUUAACCGUCAACAUUAUGCCAAUCAUUAUUCUAUACGCUUUGAACAUAACAAACAACAGAAAUAAAUCGUGAAUGUGUUAUUGAGCCAUGCUUUGAAGGUUGGGCAGGCAAAGUGCUGAGAAAGUCACCACCUCAAAAAUGCACUUAUGCAGAUGGAUGUCUGUAAUUUCCAUCGUUAGUAUAUAUUUGACCAACGUUUUGGGUCAGAGGUCAAUCAUUGACUCUCUCUACAAUUACUUCAGCAAGACUACCAUGAUCAAUGGAGGAAACUUUAUUAUUCAGUAUCCAAAAAGGGUUGGCAACGUGAGGAAACAGAAACCUUUCUCUCCCUACAUGCAGUUUCCAUGUGCCAACACCACCAGUAAAGGCAUCGGUAGAUCUCUAUAUCCCCCAAAUAGUGUGCACAAAUUGAGACCUGGUGAUAUUGAUGUGAUAGGAGCCAUGGGGGACUCCCUCAUAGCUGGUAACGGAGCUAUGGAAGAAUAUGCCUUAGGAACUAUGAUAGAGUACAGGGGUAUAUCUUGGUGUGCAGGUGGAGAAGGCACCUGGAGAGAAUACCUGACCCUCCCCAACAUCCUGAAGGAGUACAACCCCAACCUCACAGGGUAUUCAACAGGAACAGGAGAAUUCCUUUCGGAACAUUCCAGACUAAACGUGGCAUAUCCUGUGUCUGCUGACGAGGAUGCCUUACGUCAAGCGAAGAUACUGGUGAAGAAAAUGAAGUCCGAUCCCAAAAUAGACAUCAAGAACCACUGGAAAAUGAUCACGAUCUUCUUCGGUGCCAACGACAUUUGUUCUGCGCAGUGCUUCGACAAGGACAAGGGUUCGGCAACGUCGCAUGUGCGACAACUUAUGUACGCUCUGGAUUAUUUGCAGAGCGCACUGCCCAGAACAUUUGUCAAUUUGAUUCCAGUACUAGAUGUUUCUGUCAGCUUAAGAGUGAAAAGAACCAUGAUGUGCAGAUUCUUGCACGCCUUUUUCUGUGCUUGUUUUCAUCACCAAGGUGGAAAUGAAAUGGAAACUGUGAUUCGAGCUGCACGCAGUUAUCAAUAUGCUGAAGAACAAUUAGUAAAUAGUGGACGAUACGAUGUCAAAGAGGAUUUCACCGUGGUUCUACAACCUUUCAUGAAGUUGUUCAAUGCUCCAAACGAUCCAGCACACUAUUAUGAUGAAGUCAUUGAUAUCUCCUACAUUACACAUGACUGUUUUCAUUUCUCCCAAAAAGGACAUGCUCUAGGGGCAAAUCUUCUAUGGAAUAAUCUCCUAGAGCCUGUGGGCAGAAAAAGUAUGAAAAUGGUGAAUUACGUGAUGGAAAAAUUCAACUGUCCUUCCAAAGAAUCUCCCUAUUUGUUUACAAAUAGAAAUUCAAGGAAUUAUUUGGCGACUGGUCGUCAAUAACCUCUGAAUAUAAUGUAUAUAGAUAUAUGUAUUUAUUGAAAAUAAAAGAUAUUUUUAGUAA